Molecule: messenger RNA, 2704 nt
Organism: Phascolarctos cinereus (koala)
Lineage: Eukaryota; Metazoa; Chordata; Mammalia; Diprotodontia; Phascolarctidae
Gene: BRSK1
Product: BR serine/threonine kinase 1
Biological process (GO): intracellular signal transduction; protein phosphorylation
Cellular component (GO): cytoplasm
Molecular function (GO): ATP binding; protein serine/threonine kinase activity
Source: RefSeq, a predicted model, not a curated record
CCCCUGGGGAGCCCCGGGGCGCAGGCGGGGGGUCGGGGGGCCCCGCCCGCCGCCGCCACCGGCCCCCGCCGCAGGGACAGGGACGGGGCGUCAGGCCGGUCCCGAGGGGGAGGCGGCGGCGGGCGGGGGGCCGGGACCAAGGCCGCUGCAGGGAUGUCGGGGCCCAAGGAGACUGGCGGAGGUGGGGGGCCAGCCUACCACCUACCACACCCUCACCCCCCACAGCACGCCCAGUAUGUGGGGCCCUACCGGCUCGAGAAGACCCUGGGCAAGGGACAGACAGGCCUGGUCAAACUGGGUGUCCAUUGCAUCACUGGCCAGAAAGUGGCCAUCAAGAUCGUGAACCGGGAGAAACUGUCCGAAUCGGUGCUGAUGAAGGUGGAACGGGAGAUCGCCAUCCUCAAGCUCAUCGAGCACCCCCACGUCCUCAAACUCCACGAUGUCUACGAGAACAAGAAAUAUUUGUACUUGGUUCUGGAGCACGUCUCAGGGGGUGAGCUCUUUGACUACCUGGUGAAGAAGGGGCGGCUCACCCCCAAAGAAGCCCGGAAGUUCUUCCGCCAGAUAGUGUCAGCCCUGGACUUCUGCCACAGCUACUCCAUCUGCCACAGGGACUUAAAGCCAGAGAAUCUGCUUCUGGAUGAGGAGAACAACAUUCGGAUUGCAGACUUUGGCAUGGCCUCCUUGCAGGUGGGAGACAGCCUCUUGGAGACAAGCUGUGGGUCUCCCCAUUACGCGUGCCCAGAAGUGAUCAAGGGGGAGAAAUAUGAUGGGAGGCGAGCUGACAUGUGGAGCUGUGGUGUUAUCCUCUUUGCACUCCUGGUGGGGGCGCUGCCCUUCGACGAUGACAACCUGCGGCAGCUGCUGGAGAAGGUGAAAAGGGGCGUGUUCCACAUGCCUCACUUCAUCCCCCCGGACUGUCAGAGCCUGCUGAGGGGCAUGAUCGAGGUGGAGCCCGAGAAGAGGUUGAGUCUGGAGCAGAUUCAGAAACACCCCUGGUACCUGGGAGGGAAGCUGGAGCCUGAGCCCAGACUGGAGCCGGCCCCCGGUCGUCGAGUGGCCAUGCGGAGCCUGCCGUCGGCGGGGGAGCUGGACCCCGAUGUUCUGGAGAGCAUGGCAUCCCUGGGCUGCUUCCGGGACCUGGAACGGCUGCACCGGGAGCUGCGCAGCGAGGAGGAGAACCAGGAAAAAAUGAUCUACUACCUGCUUUUGGACCGCAAAGAGAGAUACCCGAGUUGCGAGGAUGAGGAUCUGCCACCGAGGAACGAUGCUGACCCUCCAAGGAAGCGGGUAGAUUCGCCCAUGCUGAGCCGUCAUGGGAAGAGGAGGCCUGAGCGCAAAUCCAUGGAAGUCCUGAGCAUCACUGAUGCGGGCAGUGGGGGCGGGGGCUCCCCUGUGCCCACCCGGAGAGCCCUGGAGAUGGCCCAGCACAGCCAGAGAUCCCGCAGUGUCAGUGGCGCCUCCACCGGACUGUCCUCCAGCCCCCUGAGCAGCCCCAGGAGCCCAGUCUUCUCCUUCUCACCAGAGCCUGGGGCCAGUCCUGGGGAGGAGGCCCGGGCCGGAAGCUGCCCAUCCCCGACGCCCAAGACUCAGACGCUGCCAUCUCGGGGUCCCCGGGGAGGCGGUACAGGGGAGCAGCCACCCCCCCCCAGCGCUCGCUCCACACCCCUUCCUGGAUCCCCCCGCACAUCUCCAGGGGCCGCGACACCCCCGCCCUGCUCCCCACGGGCCAGCCCCACCGGCACGCCGGGUGCCACCCCACCUCCUAGUCCUGGGGCUGGUGGGGGUGUGGGCGGUGCUGCCUGGAGGAGUCGGCUCAACUCCAUCCGUAACAGCUUCCUUGGCUCCCCCCGAUUCCACCGGCGCAAGAUGCAGGUCCCCACAGCAGAAGAGAUGUCCAGCUUGACACCGGAAUCAUCCCCAGAGCUGGCAAAGCGUUCCUGGUUUGGAAACUUCAUCUCCCUGGACAAGGACGAGCAGAUAUUCCUGGUGCUGAAGAACAAGGCACUGAGCAGCAUCAAGGCCGACAUCGUCCACGCCUUCUUGUCGAUCCCCAGCCUGAGCCACAGUGUGCUGUCCCAGACCAGCUUCCGGGCCGAAUACAAGACCAGUGGGGGCCCCUCCGUCUUCCAGAAACCUGUCCGCUUCCAGGUGGACAUCAGCUCAUCCGAGGGCCCUGACCCCCCUCCCCGGCGGCGGGAGCGGGACGGCAGCGGGGUCUACUCAGUCACUUUUACGCUAAUUGCUGGUCCCAGCCGUCGGUUCAAACGUGUGGUGGAGACGAUCCAGGCCCAGCUCUUGAGCACCCAUGAUCAGCCGUCGGUGCAAGCUCUGGCGGAUGAGAAGAAUGGGGCCCAGCCAAGGUCCCCUGCCAGCACUCCUCCCCGAGUGCUGCAGCCCCCACCAGGCCGGUCUGAGCCCCCCGAGCUGGGCGGCUCCCCUCGGCGUGGGCCACCCCCCAAGGACAGGAAGCUGCUGGCGGCCAGCGGGAGUCCCCAGCCCUGAUCUCCAUCCCCCUUUCCCUCCUACAUCUUGGUCCCCAGCCCCCAUUGCCUCCCCCUCAGGGGUCACUCCGAACACAGAUCCCCCAUCCUCCCCACCUCCCCAUCAACCCCCUCAACUGUGAAGCUGUAAAUACGGCCAGGGCAUGGGGUGGGGGCCCAGGGGUUCAGUGACCCUCGAAGGGAAGGGGUGACUGGGCUGG